AUGACAAUUUCAUCUGUAACAACAGGCAUAUUAAAUCGAAGAAAGCUAUUCACAGCAAAUGAAGACUAUAAGGAAAGUGACAUAUUAUUAUUCUCGAUCGCUUCGUCGCUAAUCUGGAUAAUGAUACCGGGUUUAGCAUUUUUAUAUUCUGGGUUGGCCAGACGGAAAAGUGCGUUGUCGAUGAUAUGGAUAGUGUUGAUGAGUUCGUUCAUUGGAAUCUUCCAAUGGUACUUUUGGGGAUACUCGUUAGCCUUUUCUGACAAAUCUGCAAACAAUUUUAUUGGGGACUUGCAUUUCUUUGGCUUCAAGAAUCUAUUAGGUAGUGCUGAAGGCACGCCUGACUAUCCUGAAAUCGCCUAUGCGUUAUUUCAAAUGCAAUUUUUGUUGGUCACCUUAGCUAUUUUAGCAGGCGGGUGUAUUGGAGAAAGAGGAAGAUUUUUACCAACGGCUAUCUUUUUAUUUUGCUGGGCGACAGUGGUUUACUGUCCGGUGGUUUACUGGAUUUGGGGAGGUGGAUGGGCCUCACAGUGGCAAGGGGGUGCUUUGGAUUAUGCGGGUGGUGGCCCAGUAGAAAUACUAUCGGGUGUAUCAGCGUUUGUAUUCAGUGCAUUCUUAGGUAGAAGAAACGAGACAUUGAUGAUUAAUUAUCGUCCACACAACAUUUCCACCAUUUGUAUGGGAACAUCAUUACUUUAUGUGGGAUGGUUAUUUUUCAACGGGUUCUCUUGUGGAAAUGCAUCAAUCAAGGUUCCAUACUCGAUGUUCAAUACCCAUUUAUGUGGUGCAUUCGGGGCUAUCACAUGGUGUUUGCUUGAUUUCAGAUUGGAAAAUAAAUGGUCCAUGGUUGCGGUCUGCUCGGGUUGUAUUUCAGGAUUAGUGGCGGCCACUCCUUCAUCAGGUAUGAUCCCAUUAUGGGCCUCAGUGAUUCUUGGAAUUGUAUCUGGUAUUGUGUGUAACUUUUCCACCAAAAUCAAAUAUCUCUGCAGAGUCGACGAUUCCCUAGAUGUUUUAGCGGAGCACGGUAUCGCCGGUAUUGUGGGAUUGAUUUUCAAUGCAUUAUUUGGAAGUUCCACUGUUAUCGGCUACGAUGGAGUAACUGUGCACGCCGGUGGUUGGAUUGAUCACAAUUACAAACAAUUGUACAUUCAAAUCGUCUAUAUCUUGGCCACCGCAGCUUAUGCUGGUGGUGUCACGGCUGUGCUAUGCUUCGUAAUCAACAAAAUCCCCGGUUUGCACUUGAGAAUAGAUUACAAUGCCGAAGAAAUUGGUAUGGACGAAGACCAAAUCGGUGAAUUUGCCUAUGAUUAUGUCGAAGUAAGAAGAGAUUUCUUAGAUUGGGGCAAUCCUAACGUCAAUCCAAAUGCUCAAAUGUCUCGUCCAUCCCAGGAAGUUAUGGAGGGAAUUCCUCCGAAUCCCCAGGUUUUCCAGGCAGUUGGCAGCUCCUCAGUAUCGACUGCUCAUCAGGAUGACUCGAGCAUUCAAGAAAAACUCGAUUCUCAGAAUCAUGACUCCCAAGUCCCAGAAUCCCAAAAUUAUAAUACUGCUAGCGAUACUAAGGAAGAUGUUAUCGAAGAGUAG
Debaryomyces hansenii CBS767 is the source of this 1578-nucleotide messenger RNA. It is a transcript of the gene MEP1, whose product is annotated as ammonium permease. Gene Ontology annotation, cellular component: plasma membrane. The transcript has a single exon. Gene Ontology annotation, biological process: ammonium transmembrane transport. The record is from RefSeq and is a predicted model, not a curated record. Bases 1 to 1578 code for a protein of 525 amino acids. NCBI's taxonomy places the organism in Eukaryota, Fungi, Ascomycota, Pichiomycetes, Serinales, Debaryomycetaceae. Gene Ontology annotation, molecular function: ammonium channel activity.